CUCUCUCACUCGCGCGCGCGCGCUACUGCCGGUGGUCUUUUGCUGCUAGAGAAACGGUGAGCAGGGAGAUAAGGAGAGAGAAAGAGAGCACACGCUUGAAGCAGGGGGAGGUGAAGAAAGUAAAGGAGAAAAAACAGGCUGAGAAAGCGAAGAAAAGGAGAGAGAAAGAAAGGAAACGGAGCAGCGGACCAACCAGCCUCGGUGUGUCCUCCAGGUGGUGUGGGUGUGAGUGAAACAUUGGGCAGACGCCCGGGCAGAGUGGCAGCCACAGUGUCCCUGAGGGGCCUGGUCGGGGAGGACAAGGACAGCGAGGCAGGAGGACGACACACAGGAAAAGUAUAUGGACUCAGACAGAGCGAUAGAGAGUGAGAGCUGAGCUAGUGAAAUAUCAGAAGCCCUCCCCUGAGAGUGGCCCUGUUCAGAUAGCUGAUAGCUGAUAGCUGAGAGGCUGGGGGUUACAGCUGCACUGCCGCCCUUCAGUGACAGAAUAAACAAAAACAAACCUACACAGGAAGAAACAAGCUGCUGAGAAACAGGGAACAAAGUGGUGUGGAGGUGAACAAAGGACGUGAGCAAAUGCAGCAGUACUCCAGGGCUUCAGGAUCAAAGCUCGAAGACUUCAACUGAACGUGGACUCUGAGGAUUGGGACCAGGAAUAAAACUAUAGGAUUAGGGUCUGUUAUCAAGGGCUUUCUGACUGGCAGGAUUUUGUGCUGGUGUGUGCAGGAGAACUCUCUUUGUCUGGGAUGUGAGCUCUGCUACUGAACCGUGGAACAAGGCGGGGGGCCAGGGGGGAGCGUAGGAGGGAGAGUGACUGACAGACCGAUUGGGAGGUUGAAGUGUUGGCAGUAGCAGACAAAGUUUGAUAGACAGAGAAGAGGGAGAGAGAGAGAGAGAGAGAGAGAGAGAGAGAAGAAGAAGAGGGAGGGAGAGAGAGAAGAAGAAGAGGGAGAGAGGGAUGGUGGUUUCUUCCGUCAGUCCUCUCCGUCGUGCCCAGAGCUUCCAGAGAUGAGUCAGAGGAAGCUGACACGACAGAUGAAUCUGUGGGAGACCCCCGAGGGGUUGACCACGCCCAGCCUGACCCCCACCUCUCCCUACGUCACCUCCGCUAACUCACCUGUGUCCCCUGAUCACGACCACACUCGGGGACACGGGAAUUCCGUGUUUUUCCGCCGUAUGAAGCUCAACCGCAGUAUAGAGCGCAGGCUGUCGUCUCAGUCUCACCUUCCUCUCAGUUUUGACUCAGAGAAUGGUCCUUCGCCCGGCCGCAGCCCCAUGGAUUCGCAGGCGAGUCCUGUGCUGGGGCUGCACCCCUCCUUUACCACAGAGGGGUGCAGGAGUCGCGGGGAGCGCAGGGAGUCCUUCCUGUACCGAUCAGACUCCGACUAUGACAUGUCCCCCAAGAACAUGUCACGCAACUCCUCCAUCAACAGUGAGGGGCACGCAGAAGAUCUCAUCGUCACCCCUUUUGCUCAGGUGUUGGCCAGUCUACGAACUGUAAGAAGCAACUUCACCAUCCUCGCCAAUGUCACGACACCCACUAACAAGAGGUCACCAGUGACAAGCCAACCCACUGUUCCCCAGGCAACACUCUCGGAUGAGACGUACCAGCAGAUGGCAAGGGAGACUCUGGCUGAGUUAGACUGGUGUCUGGACCAGCUGGAGACCAUCCAGACCCACCGCAGCGUCGGUGACAUGGCCUCCAACAAGUUUAAGAGGAUGUUGAACCGGGAGCUAUCUCACCUGUCAGAGAUGAGUCGUUCAGGGAACCAGGUGUCUGAAUACAUCUCCACUACCUUCCUGGAUAAGCAGAAUGAGGUAGAGAUCCCAUCUCCGACCCUGCGGGAGCGGGAACGGGACAAGCCCAUGUGUCAUAUCAGUGGAGUGAAGAAGCUGACACACAGCUCCAGCCUGUCCAUCAACACCACCAUGCCACGCUUCGGAGUCAAGACUGAACAGGAGGAUGCACUGGCCAGGGAGCUGGAUGACUUGAAUAAGUGGGGCCUUAAUAUCUUUCGUCUGGCUGAGUUCUCCAAUAAUAGGCCUCUCAGCUGCAUCAUGUUCGCCAUCUUCCAGGAGAGGGAUCUGUUGAAGACGUUUCGAAUCCCUGUCGACACCUUCGUGACCUACGUUAUGACCCUGGAGGACCACUACCAUGCCAACGUGGCCUACCACAACAGCCUCCACGCCGCUGACGUCACACAGUCCACCCACGUCCUGCUGUCCACUCCGGCUCUGGACGCUGUGUUCACUGAUCUGGAGAUCCUGGCUGCGUUAUUCGCUGCUGCCAUCCAUGAUGUGGAUCAUCCUGGCGUGUCCAACCAGUUCCUCAUCAAUACCAACUCGGAGCUGGCUCUGAUGUACAACGAUGAGUCAGUCCUGGAGAACCACCACCUGGCUGUGGGCUUCAAGCUGCUCCACGAGGACAACUGUGACAUCUUCCAGAACCUCAGCAAGAGGCAGAGACAGAGCCUGCGCAAGCUCGUUAUCGAUAUGGUGUUGGCGACAGAUAUGUCCAAGCACAUGAGUUUGCUGGCUGAUCUGAAGACCAUGGUGGAGACAAAGAAGGUGACCAGUUCAGGAGUGCUCCUGCUCGACCACUACACUGACCGCAUCCAGGUGCUGAGGAACAUGGUGCACUGUGCGGACCUAAGUAACCCCACCAAGCCCCUGGUCGUGUACAGAGAGUGGACUGAGCGCAUCAUGGAGGAGUUCUUUAGACAGGGGGACAAGGAGAGGGAGAGAGGCAUGGAGAUCAGCCCCAUGUGUGACAAACACACUGCUUCUGUGGAGAAGAGUCAGGUGGGCUUCAUCGACUACAUUGUGCACCCUCUGUGGGAGACGUGGGGGGACCUGGUGCACCCUGAUGCCCAGGACAUCCUGGACACUCUGGAGGACAACAGGGACUGGUACCAGAGCACCAUCCCCCAGAGCCCCAUCUCCCCACCCCCAAUCCCCCUCGGCCCAGACAAGAGGCUCAACGCCUGCAUCGACAAGUUCCAGUUCAAGCUCACCUUGGAUGACGACACCGAGGGAGGACAGGAGGAGGAAGAAGAGGAGGAGGAGGGGAAAACCACCCCCAAUCACAUGGUGCUGGACUGCAGUCAGGGAGAGGAGGAAGACAAGAAAGAAGAGGAGGAAGGAGAGGACGUGUUAAAGGAUGAAAGGGAAGGAGACAUCAUCGAGGAGGAAGGGGAAGUAGGGAUGGAGGAGGAGGUAGAGGAGGAGGAGGAGGAGGAGAAGAGGAGAGUUCUUCAGAAAGCUCAGUCAGGGGUGGAGAUACACUCUGACACAAGCCCCGUGGAGGACUGCGAGGAGGAAGACUCCUCCUCACCAGCUGAUGACACAUGAGUUCCGCUCCUCUCUCCCUGGCCACACCCCACAUGCACACACCACGCCCCUGUUGUCCACCCUUUAUUUCCAAUGGCCAAAUCCCAAGAUCAAAUAAGACUACAUAGACCUUAGACAAUAGACCUUUAAAUCUAUUUUUCAAAAAGGGAACACAAAUAAUAUUGCUUAAAGAAAAGCUAUUUACACAGCAACUGUAGAUUUGGAGUUGGAGCUGGAGGUGUUUCUUCCAGCUGAUGCUAUGAGGAACAGCUAUGAGGACAAAGAGGAACAUAGAGAAGCAUUAAUAAUGGGCCAUUGAAGACAGUGUAGCACUGGAACUGAAACACACACACAUAAACAUGCACAAACUCACCUCCACACACAAACACACCUCACUCACACACUUUGAUUCAUGGGGGAAAAAAACUCUGAAGUCUACACACGAGAAUGUGUGUGUUUGUGUGUGUGUUUGACUCUGAUUGGUAACGAAUCUCUUUGGAAAAAGCCAUCUCUAUAUGGAGUAUUAACUAGUGUCAGUCAGUAUUACUAGUUCAUGUUUGUUAGAAUUCAACAAGAACUCUGUUUUUUUCAGAGUGACUUAUUUUCCAUUUCUGUCGGAAAGAAGACUACAGAUAUCUAUCUAUAGAGGAGGAGUGGCGCGAGAAAAGAAGAGAGGAUUACGUUUAAUAAAGAAAGGAAGACGCUGUGAUGAGGGGACCUGAGGGUCCCGCCUCCAUUUUCCCAUUUUCCCUUUAUGAAGAAGCGCUACCGGUGCAAGAUGGCUGUGUGCCUUUCUGGAAACACCAGCUCCUGAAACAUGAGGCUGUCGUGAAGCAAUGCAUCGUGGGACAGGAGUGUCUGCUUUUGUCUUCAUUUUUGAUUGUCUCUUGUUCAAAGAUCUAUUGUAACUGUUCAUGAUUUAGUGCGUGUGCGUGUGCGUGUGUGCGCGUGCGUGUGCGUGUGCGUGUGCGUGUGUGCGUGUGUGCGCGCGUGCGCGCGUGCGUGCGUGCGUGCGUGUGUGUGUGUGUGUGUGUGUGUGAGUGUGCGUGUGUCACAUGCUCAGUCUGUUUCUGUGGUGACAGGUUUUCAGCUGUAAGUCUUCCUUUGUUGCUUUUCAAGUUGAUGAGACGUUUCAGAACUCGCAGAUAAGGAGAAGUCACUAUCACUACACCACCACACCUGCUGCUUGUGGACUCUCCAGUUUUUACAUACGAAAAUUAUUUUUAUUUUUUACUUUCUGAGGAUAAGCCAUGAGAUACUUUGGAGUAUAUGUUCUGCCUGUUUUCUAUUUAUUCUUGUUUUUUGCUAAAUAUGUUUGAAGGAUUAGGAUAAUAUCAUCAGCAGCACAAAUUCACAUUCCAUCUCUUACCCAGUCACACGGUAUUUAUUCACCAGUCUCUUCUCACUCACUGCAUCAGUUGUCACCAAAGCAACAGAUUGGAAACUGAUGAGGGGAGAGAUGCUUUGACGGGGCAGACUGAGAGGAUUUUGUCACGGUGAUUUCAGGAUGGGAGGGAAUCGAAAGAACGAGCUUGGCCAGAAAGGAGGCUGUUCAGACAGUCACACACAGCCAUUCUUGUUACGUUUUAAGCUUUUCUGCCUUAAUGUCAAAUGCAGGAUACAUACCUGCCUCUAUGUAGAUUUAUAAGAUACAUUCAAAAUAUCCUAGUAUAUUUAUACCAUGUCUGUAUGCCUCUAUCUGUGAGUGUCUGUGUGUCUAUACACAAUGUACCCAGCAUCAGCAUAUGGACAGGAACAUUUUAUGGCCAAUAUUAAGAAUGUGUUGUGUCAGUUACGAGGGCCCAAUAAGUAGGCCAAUUUAGCUCCAGGGAAUGCAGGUCAAAUGAGUGGUAAACCAAUAGCUGUUGCAGACCGGAUGUCGAGUAAGUAUAUUUUCUCACAAUACUUUUUCUGGUUGAAAAUAACGUCUGUCUUGGGCUGAUUAAAUGUCUGAUGUUAUGUUGAGAAAGAGACAGACAGACAGACAGACAGACAGACAGACAGACAGACAGACAGAGAAAGAGACAAACAGACAGACAGAGAAAGAGACAAACAGACAGACAGACAGAGAAAGAGACAGACAGACAGAGAAAGAGAAAGACAGACAGAGAGACAGACAGACAGACAGACAGACAGACAGACAGACAGACAGACAGACAGACAGACAGACAGACAGACAGAGAAAGAGACAAACAGACAGACAGACCGACAGAGAAAGAGACAGACAGACAGAGAAAGAGAAAGACAGACAGACAGAGAGAGAGAGAGACAGACAGACAGAGAAAGAGACAAACAGACAGACAGACAGAGAAAGAGAAAGACAGACAGACAGACAGACAGAGAGCGAGAGAGACCUUUCUCUUGUCAUGUGUUGUGUGUCAUCACUCACUAGAAUCACCAUCCUAGCUGUAUGAGGUCAUGGUCACAGGAUUGAUCAGCACACAGCUUGAAUAGGUCUCAGUUUGACUUGGAGUUGUUGACAGGGUAAAAAAACUACAACAUAAGUAUAGCUGGUUUCUGCUGGUCGGUAACGUAGCUCAGCCUGUGCCUGAUGGAAAAGAGGCCUGAGAUCCAUCCAGUCCAGCUCUGUGAUUGGCUGGAGCAGCAUUGCGGUGUCACCGCACAGGCCUUUAAUUGUUGGAAUAUGGGAAUCCAACGUUACUGUCUCAGUACCUGGAGUAGGAGAUUCCCAUGAAGCUUCCCCCUGUCUUUGAAGAUAUAUGGCUUUGUUUAUCUGGCUUUUUGUUUUGUCAUGAGCUAUAAAAACAAAUAAAUAUUUGAUUGCCAUUUUAACACAAUACUGUAGCGAUCAUUUCUUAUUAAGAAAUUAUUCUGUUGAUGAAUUACUGACAUUCUUUUUAAAUAUUGAAAAGAAAACCAUGGAAAAUACCACAAGUGUUUUCUUUGAACAGUUUGUGUACAGUUUUUAUUUUUGUAUCAUUCUGGUGGAUGGUCUAGACACGCAACUAUAAUGACAUAUUGAUAAUAUAACUAUUAGCAUUAUCACAGCUUGUUUUGUAUAUUUUGUAAUGUUGGAUUGUAAAUUACAAAUUUAUUCAGGUCAUUAUCAUUGAUAAUUAACCACGUUUAGUUAUAAGAAAAUAACUAAAUCGGUUAAACACUACUGGCCACACCAUCAUGCUUUCCUUCUCUUUUUCUGUCCUCAUCUUUCCUCUGUCUUUCUCUUUUGUGCUAUCAUUUUUAUCACACAGAGAAGUGUGUAAAUUUCAUUAUUAGAUUAAUUAGAUAGAUUGGAUGAAUCAGGAUUAGAUUAAUCAUCAGAAAAAUGAAAAUGUUUUGUACCCAAACUUUAUAUUAAGGGAGGUUGUAGGGUAGACAAUGUGGUUAAAGUAGUAUGUGGGUACAGUAUGUGUUUUUUUUUAGGAUUUGGUAGUUAUGUCUCUCACUGGUUCCGUUGGACCUGGUUUCAAGCCUUAGUUUUUUUCUAUUGUGCUAUUCCAUGUUUGCCCAUUCCAUAUUGCUCAAGUCAUAAUCAAUGAAAACUAUUCAUUAUCAAUAUGCCAUGUAGGAGUGAUUGUGAGUAAUUGACAGAUGUGUAUGGGUGAAGCGAGAGGUAAAAUAAACAAGAGGGUUUUGAGGGAGACAUUGCGUAGCCAUUUUGAAAUGAGCACCUCCACUUCUUGGUCACUUUUGUCAUAUUAGACUCCCUCUGAGAACAAUUAUCUGGGCUUUAAAUCAUGUGUUACUUGUUCACAAGUUAGGAAAAUUAUAUAAAUGGAAAAAACACCAUGAAAUGAUUGUAAUAUUUGUAAAUUAUAUUGCUGUAAUGUGUAAAAUGUGUCCAAGUUAUUUUUUAUUAUAUUAUUUUUAUGAAAGGUUUUCUUCUGAGAGAACUGAGGUGUUAUUUUGUGAAUAAAAUGCAUUUAAUAAGCAAACAGCUAUAUAAUACAAUUAUAUAUCAGUAUAUUUUUAUUUUAUUUCACUGUUCGGUACUGUAAAGUGUGUUAAAAUUACAAAUAAAGGAAGAUUUUUUAAAUAAUAUAAGCAAA
Messenger RNA from Oncorhynchus masou masou (cherry salmon), 7340 nucleotides. RefSeq names its product 3',5'-cyclic-AMP phosphodiesterase 4C-like. Bases 1009 to 3351 code for a protein of 780 amino acids. Lineage: Eukaryota; Metazoa; Chordata; Actinopteri; Salmoniformes; Salmonidae. Gene Ontology annotation, molecular function: 3',5'-cyclic-AMP phosphodiesterase activity. The transcript has 15 exons. Gene Ontology annotation, biological process: signal transduction. The record is from RefSeq and is a predicted model, not a curated record. Gene Ontology annotation, cellular component: nucleus; cytosol; perinuclear region of cytoplasm.